UGGGUGGGGGGCCAUAGCGCUCCGUCAGGGUAUGGAGCCGUCAGCCGGUCUGGUGGUGGCGACCUGGGACGCGCUGCUAGGCCUACUGGUGUGCACUCCCCUGGUGGUAGCCCACUGGCGCGCCGUCUGGUUCCUCCUGGACUGGUUCGUGCUCCCGGAGCGACCUCUGGUCAGCAGCUGGCUAUGCUGUGUCAUCGGCCACGCGCUGGUGCUCGCCGCCCACUUGGCUCAACACGCCCUCGGCUCGAUCGGAGACGACGAGGUAGCCGUAGCCGAUGCCAAAGUCCAGCUGCAACAGCAGCGACGUCGGCCGCUGCAGCGGCCGUGGCGGGAGUUUGCCGGUCGCAUCUACACUCCUCUGCUGUCGGUGGCCACGAUCGCCCAAUGGCGAGGCGUCUGGCUGCUCCACGACCUGUACCUCGUCGAUGCCGGUCCUCUACCCUCGGCUUUGGUCUCACUGGUCUUCGGUUGCUUGGGACUGGCCCUGACAGGGGCGCUAAAGACAAUGUCGGCUUCGCCGCCCUUCGCUGUCGGAAGCGACGCGCCGUGGGCCUACUUCGACGCGCCCACACGGCUAGGACGGCGACCGGACCUUGAAGGAGGCUGGCCCUGGUUCACGGUCGACUGCAUGCUGACCGUGGUCGUGAUGCACACGCUGCUGAUCAGUGGGUGGAGAGGGCUGUGGGCCCUCUUGGACGUGCUAAGAAGGUCGCCCAUGGCGUCGCUGGUGUCCGGCACCACGGCGACAGUGUUGCUGAUGGUCACGCAGGCGCCGGCAGGCAUCCUGUGGAGACGUCUGGGUGGAGAGACAAAAGCCCCGAAAAACAUCCUGGACGGGGAGGCCGGAGUUCCCAAGGCGAUGCUGGACGAAGAAUCCAAACCCUCGAAGAACGCACCAAGAGGCCUAUCCUGGGUCCAACGUCUCUUCGAGGAGCUGUGGCACCUGGCAGCCGCCUACGCUUGCGUGUCCGUCUGGCGAGGUAUCUGGAUGCUCGUCGAUGAAUGGCUGCAGGACGACAUGCCUGCAUUCGCGCUGCUGGCCAUCGGAUCAUUCCUACUGCUGCAAUGUCUGUACGCGGCAAACAAUGUCCUCACACGAGGGGUCUCCGUCGACGGCCGGGGCGUGGCGUUCGACGUCGCUUUCCUGGCGGAGCUGCUCACAGCUCCGUCUUCCGGUCUAUCUUGA
Rhipicephalus sanguineus (brown dog tick) is the source of this 1186-nucleotide messenger RNA. RefSeq lists its product as uncharacterized. The transcript is spliced from 2 exons. Gene Ontology annotation, cellular component: presynaptic membrane. Gene Ontology annotation, biological process: neuromuscular synaptic transmission; clustering of voltage-gated calcium channels; neuron-neuron synaptic transmission. The coding region runs from base 32 to 1186 and encodes 384 amino acids. The record is from RefSeq and is a predicted model, not a curated record. Lineage: Eukaryota; Metazoa; Arthropoda; Arachnida; Ixodida; Ixodidae.